Messenger RNA from Clonostachys solani, 1005 nucleotides. NCBI's taxonomy places the organism in Eukaryota, Fungi, Ascomycota, Sordariomycetes, Hypocreales, Bionectriaceae. The record is from the annotation of a GenBank genome assembly.
AUGUCCAUCCCAACGCAGAGGGCGGUGAUCGCGACGACGGUGGGCGGACCAGAAGUUCUCCAAUACCGCACUGAACACCCGGUUCCUGAGCCCCAGGAGGGUCAGGUACUGGUCAAGAAUGCUUUCUCCGGAAUCAACUUCAUCGACACCUACUUCCGCACCGGCCUGUACCCUUCCCCGAAACCCGAGAUCCUCGGUCGAGAGGCAUCGGGUGUUAUCGUUGGUUUGGGGCCGGGGACAGGCGAGUCUGGGCUCAAUGUGGGCGAUCGCGUUGUCUGGCUAGGCACAUCUGGAUACGCUGAGUAUACCGCUGUGCCUGCGGCUAGGACUAUUAGAAUUCCCAGCGGCGUGACGGACGAGGUCGCCGUAGCGAGCUUCAUGAGCGGUUUAACAGCCUUGACGCUUACGCAGGAGGCGUACGACGUCAAGCCUGGUGACUGCAUCCUGUUGCACGCAGCUGCUGGGAGUGUGGGCUACCUCAUGACGCAGAUCCUGAAGUCAAAAGGUGCCACGGUGAUUGGCACCGUGGGUGGCCCGGAAAAGGUGACCCUCGUCAAGAACUUGGGAGCGGAUCAUGUCAUUGACUACCGCAGCGAAGAGGGCAAGGACUGGCCGGGUAUUGUCGAUGAAAUAACCGGGGGGCGUGGCGUAGACGCGGUGUUUGACUCGGUGGGCAAGUCUACAUGGGAGGGCAGCAUUGCUUCGGUCAAGAGAAAGGGCGUCAUUGUGUGGUUUGGCAAUGCCAGUGGCCCUAUUCCACCACUGCUUUUAAGCCGCCUCUCUCCAAAGUGUAUCAAGAUCGCCCGGCCGACUCUAUUUGGCUACAUUGCGACACGCGAUGAGUUCCAACAUUACUCAAGUGAGCUCUUCCAACUGCUAAGCUCAGGAGAGCUCAAGGUCAGCAUUCAAAAGGUCUAUCCUCUAGACAAAGCGAGCCAAGCACACCAGGAUCUGGAGAGCCGCAAGACCGUCGGUAAAUUGCUACUCAAAGGAGAUAUUUUGUGA